AUGGCUCCUCUCACAAGGUCUUCUCGCACCUUGCGGUCGCAGGUUCAACCAGCGCCCAAGACAUCAGAAAUCAUCAACAUUGACGACGACGACGAGGAGCGCAUGGAUGAGGGCCAGAGCUUCGAAAGUGGAGAUGAGCUAGAGGAAGGGACUGAGGAAGAGAUUGAGGAAGACGAAAUGGACGAGGAGAUGGACGAUGUCAAUGGCGAGAUCUCGGAGACAGGGUCCGGCUUUCCAGUUUUGGAUCACAAUCUGAAGUCUAUGAUGAGCUUUGCAAGUGGAGCCCCAGACUCGCCUCAGUUGUUCACCGCUGCCGGCGCGCAGGAAGCUCUCCACCCACUUCGCCGCACCGCCGACCGUGUCACUCGUCAGAUUGAGGCCUACGCCGACAAGCUCGAUCAAUUCAAGCGCAAGAACACCACCGACGAGUUUCAAAGCAUUCAGGCAGCCUACAAGCUAGUGGAAAGUUACCGAGACCUCGCACAGAAUGGCAUCCAGGAUUUGAUCAAACAGCAAACCCUCAAGCGCGCGAAGGCCGGAUUCCGACAGAGCGGUGGGAGUGACGCAAAGGACGGUGAAGAUGUGCUAAGAUUGCAGUACGAGGCUGAUACUUGGCGUCUACUUCUCAAUCUCAUCAGUAUCGAUGACCCGGCCAGUCGCGCCAGCUUCAAAGAAGGUCAGCGAACAGCAUUCCAGAACCUGCACCGGUACUCGACAGAUCGCGAAAUCUGGCAAGAAUUCAUGAACUCCGAUCACUAUGCCGUCGAGUGUGUUCUUUCGAUGAGAUGGUUGGAGGAGACAGCGAAGACAGGGCCCCAGGAGUUGGACGGUUUGAUCGCCGACAUGGAAGCGCAAGCGGAAAGAGGCCAGGGUCUGUGGGCUCAUGGAUGGCUGUUCACGAAAGAAGCCAUCAAGGGACACAAGCGACUGCGCGCCUGGCCGCAACCGCUGGAGCCGAACGAUCCGAGCAUUUCACGCUCUCUGUUGAGCAAUGACACGCAACGGCCCUUGGUAACACAGCUCGACCCAGAUGCUCUUACUCGGCAAAAGAACGAUCUGCAGCCCCAGGAUGAGUUCUUCGAGCGAGCCACAUGGAUGACCUGCUGGAAGAUGCUCAGACAGGGCGAGAACUGGACCAAAAUUCGGGAAUGGGCGCAUGGUCGCCUCGAGAACUGGAGGGCUGUCAGUCUCUGUGGUGCUAGCGUCGAUUCAAACACCCCCAAAACAAGGACACCUGUUGACGAUGGGAUGACUCGCAUGAUGAACAGCCGUUCCCACGACUCAUGGCGUGCUGCUUGCGCUGCUCUGACACGAAGCCCGAAGACAGAUGAGUUCCAGCGUGCUGUGUAUGCCCUCCUCUGUGGUGAAUCAGAGCCCGCAAACACAGCCUGCAGUACAUGGGAUGAUUUCCUUUACGUCUACUUGAACCGUGUUGUGCUUUCACGCUAUCGUGGUUUCUGUAAUCAGUUCCAGCACAAGCUCAGCCAUUCUCCUACCUCUCCUGUUGCAUUCAAGCCCGAGCCAGCUGGCCAUGCCGACCUGCGGAAGUUCAUUGAAUACCUGCGAGGCAACGAGCGUGUCGGUUAUGAGGCACGCAAUCCCUUCCGUGGCAUCCAAGCUGCAAUUCUUAGCAAGAGCUAUGAAUCCUACUUCUCAUUACUUGCAAAGGCAGUAUCUCAAGUUAACAUCGACCACUUUGGAGCGUCCUCUAUUGUUCCCGCUGUAAAUGGAGUGCCCGUGGAGGAAUCUUUCAUCAUCGCUGCAGACGACGACGAGGCCUUGAAAAUGGCUACCCACAUCUAUGUUGUCGUUCAAUCUAUCGGAUAUGCUCCCUCCGACACUCAAUUCCACGAAACAGCUUCCAUAAUGGUGACAGGAUACCUUUCAAACCUGGAAGAAAGGGGUCUAUAUGAUCUCGUACCCCUUUAUGCGUCUCUUCUUCCGACGGACAUGUGCCACAGUGUCUUCUCAAAGGUUUUGAUUGAGAUCACCGACCCCACAGACAGAAAGCAGCAAAUUCGUCAAAUGCAAAAGCAUGGCAUCGAUGUUGAAGCUGUUCUGGAUGCUCAGUGGUCGUGGCUCAGCGCUGGUGUUUCUUCGAUUGAGCAUUCUAGCAAUGUUACCGGAUACUCACGAGUGGUCCGGCGACCGGACGGUACCCGGGUACUGAUGCCGCCAAAGAAGGACUUGAUUGGUACUGCUAUUGCAGACGAGGACGAGAAAAUGAUACGCAGUCUAGAGUGGCUUCGCUCUGCUGGUGGACAAUGGUCUAAGAUUUGCAAGCUUGGAGCUUGGCUCUACCGCAAAUUCUUUGUCGCUGGUAAGCUUGCUGCCGCUCGUGAGUUGAGCCAGCGUAUGAAUCUGUCAAUGGUGUCACAAGAAAGUUUUGGCAUGGACAUCUUUGAAUUUCCAGUCUUCGACCACCUGUUGCAGGACGAUUCUGCGCCAGCUAGCCCAUCAAAGUCUAAGAGGAAUAGCCUUCACCGUCGCAGUCUCUCGAGCACCAAUGGUGGUUUAAGUAACGGCAACAGUGCUUACCAAAAAGCUACUCGGAUGUACAAUCUUGAAACUCUUGCUUUUGGAUUCGAUGCCCUGGAGCAAUUUGCUCUUGCCUACGAUCAAAUCUCCAAGACCAAGCGUCGCAGAGAUUCGGGAGCGGUCAAGGAUUCUCUGCAGGAUUUAGCAGCCUUGCUGGAGCAAGCGGAGACUAAUGUUGGCUUGGUUGUAGAUGAAUGGCUUGUCAAAGCCGAGGAUGCCGAGGAAGAAAGCGAUUAUGAGCACAUUCGCCAAACCUAUCUUCCAGACCUGAUUUUGGAUUACCAUAAUGCUCUCUACUAUGCCAGCCAUUCCCUCGAGAAGCCUCUCUUGUUGGCUCAGUGCAUGACGGUAUCCAUUUGGGUCGCCAGCACCCCGCAUCUGACCCGCAGCUUCACUGAGUCGAAGCGUAUGUCGGAGCUUAUGGACGCCUUGGCCUUGUCCAGCAAAGCCAUGGUUCUCACCGACCCGAAGGAAGAUCGGGUCUAUGAUAAUGGGCAGACAUUGGGCAUCUGGCGGGUGAGUGGGCCGGAGAAUGAUGAGGCUGUGUUCGAGCCACGCAAGUAA
Molecule: messenger RNA, 3102 nt
Organism: Penicillium verhagenii
Lineage: Eukaryota; Fungi; Ascomycota; Eurotiomycetes; Eurotiales; Aspergillaceae
Product: nucleoporin Nup84/Nup107 family protein
Exons: 6
Coding region: 1-3102 (1033 amino acids)
Biological process (GO): mRNA export from nucleus; post-transcriptional tethering of RNA polymerase II gene DNA at nuclear periphery; protein import into nucleus
Cellular component (GO): nuclear pore; nuclear pore outer ring
Molecular function (GO): structural constituent of nuclear pore
Source: RefSeq, a predicted model, not a curated record